CCCGUCCCGUCCCGGCCCGACCCGUCCGCCAGUCGCCGCACGAACGCCGCCGGUUCCAGUCGCCCCAACACCACUCGCUGUUCCCGGCAGAGCGACGACCGGGCCGACGACGUCUACACCGACAAACACGUCAUACUGCGAAGGAGUGCGGCCAGUGCAGCGCGCGGCGUAGAGGACUCCAGCGCCGUCCGGCCGUCCGGCACGAGGGCACCCGACCGGCAUCAUGAAGAACACCGUCAUCAAGAACCCGUCGUGGUGGAAGCGACGCAGCCGGCUGGAGCGCGUGCUGACGGCGGCCACGGCCUGCCUCAUGUGCGUGUCCGUGGCGCUGGUGGUGUCCCUGGCCGUCGUCUCCGUCCCGGAGGACUCAGGUUGGACAGGUGCCGACGCCAGCGCUCCGCUGUCCAGAGUCAGGAGGAGUCCCGCUGCAGGAGGCGCCGCUGACGCCCGCUCCAGGGGACCCGGCCCCACCUCCAAGCCCAUCGCGGACGCCUCCGAGAAGGACGUGUGUCUGACGGAGGGCUGCAUCCACACUGCCUCGUACCUGCUCAAGACGAUGGACCUGGACGUGGACCCCUGCGACGACUUCUACCAGUACGCGUGCGGCAACUUCAUCCGCACCACCAACAUCCCGGACGACAAGACGUCCAUCACCACCUUCUCCAAGAUCAACGACGACCUCACGGAGCAGCUGCGCAACGUGAUCGAGGAGCCCAUGACCGCCAAGGACCCCAAGUCGUUCGGCGUGGCCAAGAAGCUGUACCAGGCCUGCAUGAACAAGACUCUGGUGGAGGAGCGCGGCCUCACGCCCACCAAGGAGAUCCUCAAGGUCCUGGGCGGCUGGCCCGUGCUGGAGAAGGACUGGAACGAGGAGGCCUUCGACUGGAAGGAGACCACCUACAAGUUCCGCAAGGAGGGCUUCAGCGUCGACUACAUCUUCGACUUCUCCAUCAACAUCGAUCUCAAGAACUCCACCUUCCGUGUCAUCGACAUUGACCAGGCCUCGCUGGGGCUGAGCCGCGAGUACCUCCACAAGGGCCUGGAGGACAAGCUCGUCAAGGAGUACUACAAGUACCAGACGGACAUCGCCGUCAUCUUCGGCGCCGACCGCGCCGUCGCCGAGAAGGACAUGCUGGACGUGGUCAACUUCGAGAUCGCCAUGGCCAACAUCUCGCUGCCCAACGAGCAGAGGCGCAACUCCACCAAGCUGUACAACCCCAUGAAGAUCAGCGAGCUGCAGACCAGGUUCCCGUCCAUCCCCUGGAAGGAGUACAUGCAGCGCAUCCUGCCCGCCUCCAUCACCCUGACCGACGACGAGGUCAUCAUCGUGGACGUGCCCGAGUUCUUCGCCAAGCUGGAGAAGCUGCUGGCCGCCACGCCCAAGAGGACCAUCGCCAACUACCUGCUGUGGCGCGCCUGCUCGUCCACGCUCAGCUACCUGCACGACUCGGUGCGCGACCGCCAGCUCAAGUUCUACACGGCGCUGUCCGGGCGCACGGAGCGCGAGAGCCGCUGGAAGGAGUGCGUGGACCUGGCCAGCGGCAGCAUGUCGCUGUCCAUCGGCUCGCUCUACGUGCGCCGCUACUUCCGCGAGGACUCGAAGCGAGAGGCCCUCGAGAUGGUCAACAACAUCCGCGACGAGAUGUACAAGAUCCUCAAGUCGUGCACGUGGAUGGACGACGCCACCAGGCAGGAGGCGCUCAACAAGGCCUACGCCAUGACCAACCACAUCGCCUACCCCGACGAGCUGCUCGACAACGCCAAGCUGGACAAGUUCUACGAGGGGCUGGAGGUGAACCCCGACCUGUACCUGGAGAGCAUCCUUAACCUCACCAAGUUCGGCACGGACUACUCCUUCAACCGGCUGCGCCAGAAGGUGAACAAGACGGAGUGGAUCUCGCACGGGCGGCCCGCCAUCGUCAACGCCUUCUACAGCUCCAUCGAGAACAGCAUCCAGUUCCCGGCAGGCAUCCUCCAGGGCGCCUUCUUCAAGAGCGACCGCCCCAGGUACAUGAACUACGGCGCCAUCGGCUUCGUCAUCGGCCACGAGAUCACCCACGGCUUCGACGACCAGGGCCGGCAGUUCGACAAGGACGGCAACCUGGUGGACUGGUGGGCCAAGGAGGUGCAGAAGAGCUACCUGGAGAAGGCUCGCUGCAUCAUCGAGCAGUACGGCAACUACACCGCCAAGGAGGUGACCCUCAAGCUGAACGGCAUCAACACGCAGGGCGAGAACAUCGCCGACAACGGCGGCAUCAAGCAGGCCUACCGCGCCUACAACACGUGGUCCGAGCAGAACGGGCCCGAGCCGCGCCUGCCCGGGCUGCCGCUCAACCCGCGCCAGCUCUUCUGGGUGUCGGCGGCCAGCAGCUGGUGCUCCAAGUACCGGCCGGAGGCGCUGCGCGUCCGCAUCACUACGGGGUACCACUCACCGGGCGAGUUCCGCGUCCGCGGCCCCAUGUCCAACCAGGAGGACUUCGCCAGGGACUUCAACUGCCCCGUGGGCAGCCCCAUGAACCCCGCCCACAAGUGCCAAGUGUGGUAGAAGAGGCCAGCGCGUCGUCGCGCCAAGAGAGACCCCGCUGUUCGAUCGAGCGGGGUUUGUGUCAUUUUGUUCGCGAGGCUGCCGCGCCGUCUAUCGCGCGAUGAUAGAACGAGUAAAGACUGAACUUGUUUGUGUCCGCUGUGCUGCCGCGGUCGACCGGCUGUCUCUGUCGCACCGAGUCUCACGGUGAAUCUCAAUAGAAUCUCACAAGACAGUUAAGCCGCUGGAGGCGAACUAAACCCCGAGCUUAAAAGGGAGGCUGGGUCUGACGGGCCGCGUGGCCCGUUGGAUCCCAUUUUGUAACUUCACUUGACUUUGUUGAGCUGCUCACACGCGCUUGGAGUAACCACUUGUUAGUGAAGCACCUUUCCAUGUUUGAGAUGCUUGUGCCAGAGAUGAUCGAGAUGAAACAAAAAAGUUGUGAUGUUCAAAAAGAAAAGAUAAUUUUUAGUUGUUAAUGUAUCUGUUGUAUUUAAAUUUCUUUGUUUUAACUGUGAACUUUGUGUAUUUCAAUUUCCAAGAAUCGACCAGUCUCAAAUUUGAGAAAUUGGUCAAACGCUUGGAGAAAAAAAAAAAAACGAAGCAUGGUAGAAGAAUAAUAGUACGUAACCAUUCCGUCCUGUCCGCCCGUACCUGUUGUUUUACAAACUAGCAAGUAGAUCGACAGUCAUCGUCAAUAACAAAACAAACCACGAGGAAUGUUGACAACUCUUAUAAAUAAACCGAAAUGAAUAAAAAUAGUAAAAUAAUUUGAAAAGCC
Thrips palmi is the source of this 3305-nucleotide messenger RNA. RefSeq names its product neprilysin-2 (gene Nep2). The transcript has 14 exons. The record is from RefSeq and is a predicted model, not a curated record. Gene Ontology annotation, biological process: protein processing. Lineage: Eukaryota; Metazoa; Arthropoda; Insecta; Thysanoptera; Thripidae. Gene Ontology annotation, molecular function: metalloendopeptidase activity. Gene Ontology annotation, cellular component: plasma membrane. Bases 224 to 2545 code for a protein of 773 amino acids.